Molecule: messenger RNA, 1208 nt
Organism: Colletotrichum phormii
Lineage: Eukaryota; Fungi; Ascomycota; Sordariomycetes; Glomerellales; Glomerellaceae
Exons: 2
Coding region: 247-1041 (264 amino acids)
Molecular function (GO): oxidoreductase activity
Source: RefSeq, a predicted model, not a curated record
CGUGAGCCUCGGCUCGUUUUUUAUCGCAACUGGGGGGAAGCUCAGACGACCGAAAGCUCGCCUCUCUUCUCUCACAUCAGCGGAAGAAAGCUCCUGUACCCUUGUCCCCUUUUCUUCUACAUCUACGUCUCACAGUUCUGUUCGAAUUCGACUGUGAUUGCGUCAAGACUUGUCGAUUGACCUUUCUCAAAGCAAACUACUGUACCAACUUAGCAUCCAUCACGAAAUAAUAGGAAAUCGGCAGCAAUGGAUGUCGCAUCGCUCUUCAACGUCAAGGACAAAAACAUCCUCGUCACAGGCGGCGCAAAAGGAAUAGGCUACAUGAUCUCAGAAGGCUACAUCACAAACGGCGCAACAGUCUACAUCUCCUCCCGCGACGCCAAAGCCUGCUCCGCCUCCGCCGCUGCCCUCACCGCACAAGGUCCCGGAAAAUGCCACGCCAUCCCAGCCGACCUCCAAAAGCUAGACGACUGCAAGCGCCUCGUCGACGAGCUCGCCCGACAAACGGGCGGACAACUCCACGUCCUCGUAAACAACUCGGGCGCGGCGUGGGGCGACGCCUUUGAGACAUACCCCGACGCCGCCUGGACGAAACUCUUGACGCUGAAUCUGCAGCGCGUCUUCACCCUGACCCAACUCGCUGCGCCCCUGCUCGAAUCCGCUGCUUCUUCUCUGUCUGACCCGUCGCGUAUCAUCAAUAUCGGCAGCGUAGACGGCCUCCGCGUCCCGCUCAUUUCGAGUUAUGCCUACAGCGCAAGCAAAGCGGGACUGCACCACCUCUCGCGCGCGCUGGCGAGGGAAUUGGGACCAAGGGGCAUCACGAGCAAUACGCUUGCCUGCGGGCCGUUUGAGAGCAAGAUGAUGGCGGCGACGCUCGAGACGAUGCGCGAUACGAUUGAAGAGGAGAUUCCGAUGCGGAGGAUCGGUACGCCGCAGGAUGUCGCGGGCGCGUGUUUGUUCUUGAGUGGACGGGCGGGUGCGUUUGUGACGGGGGCGACUAUUACUGUUGAUGGUGGUAUUGUGUUGGCUUCCAAGUUGUAAGCUGUGAGAGGGGGGGGGUAAGAUGAGCUUGUUGUGAUGAAUGUAGAAAUAUGUAGAAUGAGAAAUCGUAUAAAGGCCAUGGAUCACUUCUCAGCGCAGGAUGAUGGUGAAAACUGUGAAAAGAGAUGUGAUGGCGAAUCGCGGUUGAUGAUGGCAAUGUCACAUGA